AUCAUGGACAGAUCAGCAACGACGCGAGGUACAUGCUCUGGCCGAAGAUAUUAAUCUGACAUGGAGAUGCUCGACAGACCGCUCUUUCUCUCCACUACCUCCGACUCCUCGCCCAAGAGUUCAGUAUGGGUGUUUUUGAAGCCAUGUGGUUCGAGACCAAGUCGUCGCUCUUCCUUCCGCUCGCUUGCUUGGCUUUAUGGAUAUGCUACAAUGUCGGGCUUGUCAUCUAUCGCCUAUAUUUCAGCCCCAUCGCUCACUUCCCGGGCCCGAAAAUCGCUGCCGUAACUUAUUGGUAAGAGCGCUGUUGUCUUCCAGUCUCGACCCGUCAAUUUCGCCGAGAUCAUCGUCCGGAGAGCCUUGCCUUGACACUGUUCUCAGGUACGAGUUCUACUACGACGUUGUUCUAGGUGGACAGUACACUUUCCGCAUUCUUGACCUUCACAAGCAAUAUGGCCCUGUUGUUCGCAUCAAUCCGCGAGAGUUACAUUUCUAUCCGCCUCAAUUUUACGAGGAGAUUUACGCAGGUCCCACACGGCGACGGGAUCGCUGGGAACGCUAUACCCAGGGUUUCGGCAUGCCUGGUGCUGGAGCAAGCACGAAUCCUCACGACCUGCAUAAGGCAAGACGAGCUGCCUUGAGCCCUUACUUCAGCAUGCAAAGCGUGCGGAAACUGCAAGGCGUCAUCGAGGAGAAGGCGGAUCUGCUGAUGGCGAGAUUUCGAGAGUUUGGCGACAUGAGAAAAGAAGAUGCAAGGAAGCCCUUGAAUUUGGAGGUUGCAUUCGCCGCGUAUGCUUACGACGUCAUCACCGAGUACGCCUUUGCUCGAAGUGAACAUCAUCUUGAAGCCGAGGACUUUGAUCCCUGGAUGUUGAAAGCGGCGUCGUCCACAAGUUCACUGGGCCAGAUUGCAAAGCAGAUGUACUGGCUCUUUUGGUUGGUCUUGAAUAUUCCGGAUUGGAUGGCUCAAAAGCUCGACGCGAACGCCAGCCGCUAUCUACAGUUCAAGCGGGACAUCAAGAAUCAAAUCGAAAACAUCCGCAACGGCGUCGACACCUCGCAUAAGACAGCUUCACACCCCACAAUCUUCCACGAAAUACUCGACAGCUCUCUCCCCGCCGCCGAAAAGCGCACUUCCCGCCUGGCGGAUGAAGGAGCCACGGUUGUGAGCGCGGGAGCCGUGACCACGGGCUGGACCCUGCCGGUUACAGUGUUCUACCUGCUGUCCAAUCCCGCCGUCCUGCAGCAUCUGAAACAAGAGCUCUACGAAGCGAUACCGGAUCCCACAAAGCCCACUGCAUUGCCCGAGCUCGAACGGCUGCCCUACCUCACGGGCGUGAUACAAGAAGGGCUGCGCCUGAGCUACGGAAUCUGCACGCGGCUCGAACGGAUCGCGCGGGAUGAAGCCCUCGUUUUCAACGACGGCGAGAGAUCCUGGACCGUGCCGCCCGGCACCCCGUGCUCCAUGACCAGCUACAUGAUCCACCGGAACCCCGACAUCUUCCCGUCGCCCCACGAAUACCGGCCUGAACGGUGGAUCGAGAACCCGCGGCUGGACAAGUACCUCGUCAGCUUCUCCAAGGGCAAAAUGCAGUGUCUGGGCAUCAACCUCGCGUACGCGGAGCUGUACCUCAUGGUAGCGAAGCUGUUUCGCGUGUACGGCAGCAGGGAGGUGAAAUUCGACGGCGAUGUGGGGCGGCUGGAGCUGUUUGAGACGACGUUCGAGAAGGACGUGGAUAUGCGUGAGGACAGGUUCAUUCCGUUACCGAGCAGAGACACAAAGGGGGUGAGGGUCUUGGUCGAGCUCUACUAGAGCACUAGCCCCUACAUUGGGCGGCUUAUAUAUGCUGCCUUCCUCAUUUUGGGUUGCAGCGGUGACCGUUGGAGGUAGGUGAUGGAAUGCAUCGCAAGACAAUGCUACUCGACCGAAAAGAUCCUCUCCGUUUCCUUAAGCCAGGCUCUCAUCCUUCGAGGCGGGCUUUACAUCAUCC
Molecule: messenger RNA, 1988 nt
Organism: Cladophialophora immunda
Lineage: Eukaryota; Fungi; Ascomycota; Eurotiomycetes; Chaetothyriales; Herpotrichiellaceae
Exons: 5
Coding region: 197-1810 (537 amino acids)
Molecular function (GO): heme binding; monooxygenase activity; iron ion binding
Source: RefSeq, a predicted model, not a curated record